Molecule: messenger RNA, 377 nt
Organism: Phanerochaete carnosa HHB-10118-sp
Lineage: Eukaryota; Fungi; Basidiomycota; Agaricomycetes; Polyporales; Phanerochaetaceae
Exons: 1
Source: RefSeq, a predicted model, not a curated record
GAGUACAUGUGGACUCGCGGGUUGCUACUCACUGUGUGUUUUUAUCCCACAGAGCUCCUCGUCCGCGUCACAGUCGCACCUCGCUCAACAGUCAAGGGCCCCGACUUUGGCUCGCCAGGAUACCUUACCGAUGGAUGCCGGCGACGGUGCCGGCGAUUAUCAGCCUCGCGUUCUCCACUGGGAGCCUACCGAGCUCGUCAGCACUUCGGCAUUGAAGCCCAUGGGAAUUCCUAUCACGAAGGACAUGGAGACCGAGGUCGACGAGUACUCGAUUACCUCGGACGGAAACGCCUGAUUAGCGUCGAUUUUGGUCGACAUUAACUUUCCGCUUCACGUGUAUAUGCCCGUCUCAUGAAGAACAGUAAAUGUUGGACCUG